AUGUCUGACCAUAACUCUCCUGUCGGAUCGCCGACGCCGGCAGAGCAAGAUGCUCCCGAAAUAGAAGAGCUCCAGCAAGACGAUGAUAAUUUCGCCGCACCAGCAGAGGACCUUUCGGACCAAGAAUCCGACGUCCUCUCGGAAAUCGACGAGAACCAGUUCGAAGACUACGAUCCGGAGACUGCCGACAUUGAAGACAGACCGGUGGCUGUCGACGAAGAUAUAGCCAAGACACUCAAGGCGUCCAAGCGCAAGCGCCCCGAAGGCGAAACUGUCAAGAAACCCAAGGAAGGUCGGCGCGAGAAGAAGCGGCAGCGCGAGGAGGAGGAAGUUACGGGCGAAGACGGUGACUUCGAAGAGGCGGCGUCGACGCGGAGGCCCCGGCGCUCCGGGGAGCCACGUGCUCGGCCUCAAAAGAAAUCUCCCGAACCUGAAAUCGAAGAAAACCUCACUCCCGAGGAGCGUAGACGACGGGCGUUGGAACGGGCGCUGGACGCUGCGUUCAAGAAGCCUGUAAAACGGAGAAAGAGGAAGAACGAGGAGGACCUGGAAGACGAGAUUGACGACUACAUCGCGGACCUUAAAGUUCGCAUGGAGACUGCCUGCCAGGACGAUGCCGCCGCCCACGAAGCGGGUCGCCCUGCAACCCACAAGUUGAAGCUACUGCCCGAGGUAGUCGCCCUUCUGAACCGCACGUCUGUCCAGCACGCCGUCUUGGACCCCGAGAACAACGUCUUGCAGAACGUAAAAUUCUUCCUCGAACCACUAAAUGACGGCACCAUGCCUGCCUACAAUGUCCAGCGUGACCUGCUCACCGCCCUCCUCACGCUUCCUAUCGAGAAGGAGACUCUCUUGAGUUCCGGUAUCGGCAAAGUCAUUCUAUUCUACACUCGGUCCAAGCGGCCCGAGAUUGGCAUCAAGCGCAUGGCUGAGCGCCUACUGGGCCAGUGGAGCCGCCCGCUCCUUAAUCGCACCGACGACUACAGGAAGCGCCGAAUCGAGACGCGCGAAUUCGAUUAUGAGUACGAACCACCCUCUCUCACCCGUUGUUUCCAACCUUUGCCUCUCUACCUUCCCCCUCCCCGCCAAGGCAGCGCCUACACCCUCGCCGAACGGCCCAUCACUGCCCGCGAGGCGGAGCGCGAGCGCAUCCUCUCCAACAACGUGAACAGCAAGCGAGCCCGGCCUGUCGGUUUGCCGAUGAGCUACACCGUCGCGCCCGUGAGCACGUUCAACCCGUCCGGCGCCCCGGACCACCGCCCCAUCGGUGCCGCCGGCGCCGAGGCCUUCCGCAGGAUGACGUACAAAGCGAAGAAGCGCUAG
This is a messenger RNA of Sodiomyces alkalinus F11, 1323 nucleotides long. RefSeq lists its product as hypothetical. Gene Ontology annotation, biological process: poly(A)+ mRNA export from nucleus. Lineage: Eukaryota; Fungi; Ascomycota; Sordariomycetes; Glomerellales; Plectosphaerellaceae. The record is from RefSeq and is a predicted model, not a curated record. Gene Ontology annotation, cellular component: nucleus. The coding region runs from base 1 to 1323 and encodes 440 amino acids. The transcript has 3 exons.